Molecule: messenger RNA, 1464 nt
Organism: Punctularia strigosozonata HHB-11173 SS5
Lineage: Eukaryota; Fungi; Basidiomycota; Agaricomycetes; Corticiales; Punctulariaceae
Exons: 7
Coding region: 1-1464 (487 amino acids)
Source: RefSeq, a predicted model, not a curated record
AUGGACGGUCUCCGGUACGACGCGCCUGCGCCGGCUACUCUCGCUAUUGACGCUGCGGCUGGGCACCCGCCGGCCUAUCGCGUGGCGAGACGGCUACCGAAGCUGCCUGUAGCCAUCGACACAACCGGUCGCGUGAGCGAGAAGACGGAGCACACGUACACCCUCGCAAACAGGAAGGGAAAACCGUGGUUGACGCUGAAGCUGCGCAGCCGCGCACAACAGCCAAGUUUUCUGCCUUCGUAUAUCGAGGGCGACGAGAUUGCGGGACGGGUGGAGCUGGACGCGGAGGGCACGAACGGUAUCCGAGAAAUCGCGGUGGUUGUAAAAGGACAAGUAGGGAGCUCAUCGAUGGACGCAACCACGUUUGUCGAAACGAGAGAGGUCAUCUGGCCGAUGGCGUCGCCACGAUCGCCGUUGAGCACCAACAGCCCACUAUCUUCCCCGGAAAGCGAAAGCGCAUUGCUCGAUGGUGGCAGGCUCACGGGAGCGUGCUCCUGGACGUUUUCGCUGACGUUGCCGGGGAAAGUACUGCUUGGGAGUGACGGGGACAACAAGGUCUACCAGCUCCCACCAUCGUUCGGGGAGCGAUUGGGCGUGCGCGUGAGCGUCCAGUACGACGUCUAUGUUAAGGUCCGGCGGGCUAGGUUCCGCGCGAAUGCAAAGAUCGGGACGAUGUUCUGCUACAUGCCCCUCGUCCGACCGCCACCGCUCCCACCGCUCCGCGCUUUGGCGUAUAGGGCGCAGCUCCCGGCUCUCAUAGGCUGGCUUGGCGAUCCGGAGGGUUUCGAGGUCUUGAAGCCGGCAAGUAUCAAAACCCGGGUGUUCCACGACCGCGACGUAGAGGUUAUGUGCGAGAUAUACCUCGCAAAGCCUCUCGCUUACACCCGUGGGACGGCCAUCCCUCUGGUCGUGUCCAUAAGCUGCUCUGACCGCGCCGCGCUCGAUCUCUUGAACGCUGACGUGCUCGGCAGAGCAGUCCGGCUUAUCCGCCACGUAUGGUACGAUUCACGACCGGGAGGGAGCGCACGAGCGCAUGGUUCGCCAGCCAUCGCCGAGUUCACGCUCGGAGAACAGUUGUCGGAAAUCCCGGUGACGCUUGCGCACCACUUCGUCGCGUCGGCCGCGCUCCGGGUCGCCGACGACGAACGCGACGACGGCGUUGCCUUGUACACCCGCCGUUUCAAUGGUGAGAUUGCCCUGGCCAGGGACCUCAAGCCGACUUGCGCGCUCCCGAUAUUCUUCCUCCAGUACUCGGUCGCGAUCUUCGCGCCCGCCGCACCAGGUUUCGUUUGCGUGGACGAAGCUGACACUCCACUCUUUUCCCGUAAUGUGGAGGUCGUCACGGCAUAUGCGCCCGGGCCGCAGCCGAGGCCGAGGCCGUUCAACGCUCCUGGAUGCGAUGCUGGAACGCGGGCACGAGCGUACGGGCAAGAUACAGGGGGAAGACUGGUGAAUUGCGUGUAG